UGGGAGCGGGGCGCGGGACGACGGGUGUUGAGGGCAGGCGGACGGGCUGCGGCGCUCUCGCCUCUGCUGCGGCCGCGGACACAGGCGCUGCCGGUUGCGGGCUAAUCAGUUCCGCCUACGAGCAGUUUCUCCGCCCUUCUACCCGUCGGAGCUCCAGAGCCGGGAUCCGCUCAACCGGCGUCACUAUGACCAAGGCCGGUAACAAGGGCGGGAAUCUCCGCGACAAACUGGACGGCAACGAGCUGGACCUGAGCCUCGGCGACUUGAAUGAGGUCCCGGUCAAGGAGCUGGCUGCUCUCCCAAAGGCCACGGUACUGGAUCUGUCCUGCAAUAAACUGACUACUUUACCGAUGGAGUUCUGUAGCCUCACACACCUGGUGAAGCUGGACCUGAGUAAGAAUAAACUGCAGCAACUGCCAGCAGAUUUUGGUCGUCUGGUCAACCUCCAGCACUUGGAUCUCCUCAACAACAGACUGGUUACCCUGCCUGUCAGCUUUGCUCAGCUCAAGAACCUGAAGUGGUUGGACCUGAAGGAUAAUCCCCUGGAUCCUGUCCUGGCCAAAGUGGCUGGCGAUUGCUUGGAUGAGAAGCAGUGUAAGCAGUGUGCCAACAAGGUGUUACAGCACAUGAAGGCUGUGCAGGCAGAUCAAGAGCGAGAGAGGCAGCGGCGGCUGGAGGUAGAACGAGAAGCCGAAAAGAAGCGGGAGGCCAAACAGCGAGCCAAAGAGGCUCAGGAGCGGGAACUGCGGAAGCGGGAGAAGGCAGAAGAGAAGGAGCGCCGGAGGAAGGAAUACGAUGCUCUCAAAGCAACCAAGCGGGAGCAGGAGAAGAAACCUAAAAAGGAAGUGAAUCAGGCCCCAAAAUCUAAGUCUGGCUCUCGGCCCCGCAAGCCACCACCUAAGAAACACACCCGAUCCUGGGCUGUGCUGAAGCUGCUGCUGUUGCUGCUGCUGUGUGUGGCUGGUGGGCUGGUGGCUUGUCGGGUGACAGAGCUGCAGCAGCAGCCCCUCUGCACCAGCGUGAACACCAUCUAUGAUAAUGCGAUCCGGGGUCUGCGCAGCCAUGACAUCCUUCGAUGGGUCCUGCAGACCGAGUCUCAGCAGUGAGCUUGUCCUCAACACCUGCUGCCUCCCAGCCUUGGAGCUUGGAUUCCUAUGGAAUUGGGUUCUGCUGGACACAACCUCUUUUUUAGCAUCAGACCUACCCGCCAUCAUCAAAUGGCUACCAACUGGUACUUGAGACCUCCUCUUUGUAGGACUUUAUUCCUUAGGGUUCCAUGUAGGGAUAAGGUGAAAUAGGAGGUAGGGACAGUUACCUGCAUGCCUAAAGGAAUAGGCUUGGGGGUCGGGAGAGAGAGAGAUAGAGAAAAAAAAAAAAAAAAAGCCUGUUCUAGUUGUUAAACCUGUAAAGGCCAGGUUUGUUUCUACUAAAUGGUCAGCUGUCACUACAUUUCUACUUUUGUAUGUCACAAGCCCUUUCAUUCCUCUCGGGGUAGCCAAGGCAGAGCAGGAGGCGCAGGGUGUUAUUGGGGACUAGGGGAACACCACACUCAGUAAAUCCAGUUUAAAUUGGGGGGGGGAGAGGGAGGGACAUAUCUAUUUUCUUAAGGACCUCAGACAUUCACACAUUUUAAUGACCAUAGGAAACCUCAGGCUGCAAAAGGGACUUCAAGACCAUCCGCUCCAAUGUAAAACACUAGCAGACAGGGCUUCUCAUGCCUUGCCUACCUUCUCCCAGCUAUCAGUAGUCUGAGAAAGAACUGGACUCCUUGACAUCAUUUUCCCUCUAUAAUUUUCUGGGAAAACAGAAUUCACAUCAGAUUUGAGAAUCUUUCCGCCAGAGUAUAAGAUUCUGCCAUGGUAGACUCAUGACCCACAAGUACAAAUAUCAUAGCCAAGAGGGUCUUGGGCAGUUGCUAUGGAGUCCUGCCCCAACUUCUGUGGCUCCCAUUAGAUGAGAGACAGUCCAGGCCCCCCUGCCACAGUUUUAGAGCAUUAACUCCCCACUUGUCAAUGGGCAAGGAUGCAGAUCCUGGCGAAGUCACAUUGUCUAUAUGACAGCUCUGUUAGUAGCUGGUUGACUACCUCAAAGGCAACCUGAAAACUCAAACUUCAUCGAGACAGGUUUAGAAUUGUCUCUUAGACCUAGAAGUAUACCCGCUUAAGGGAAACAAGUAGAAUCAUGGAGUUUACAAGUGGUGCACUGUUAAGCAUAAAUAAGGGCAAGACUGUUCAUUCUUGUGUCUAUGAAUGUGUUCAGUAUUUUCUUGCUGUGAUCAACCUCCUUUGCUUCAUCUUUUCAUAAUAGCUAAACAAAGGGAUCAAGAAAUGGUUACGUCAUGGCACUCACAGAAAGCUGAUUGUAAAGCUCUUUGCUUCUCCAGGGAGCAAGAACCUGUCAGUGCACAGUGACAGGGUGGGUCCACCAUUUCAGCCCCAUAGCCCAUUUGGAUCGUACUCCCACUUAAUAACCAUUCUAGUUCUAGAAGAAAUGACUUACCCUUUUCUCCCUGGAGAGAGUCUACAGCACAUGCCCACACCUUACUGAGUCACUACACAUUCCUUUAGUCUUCCUCCAUGCUCCAGAACCAUGGGUACAAAUGCUUUAUUGACACAAAACACAUUACAUCUGCUGAGAUUAAAAAAGAUAACAGAAGGCAGCACAGCACACCCAUUCCUUGAUUCAUUAAGGCAAUGUCAGUGAGUCAGAGGAAGGCUAAAUAUUAUUCUGAUCAAGCUGAUCCACUGAGGACAGUUAACUCAUGAUCUUGAGGUUGGAUGUUGAGGGUUCUUUUGGAUUUUUACACCAUUAAAUACAUGUCUGAGUGGUC
Erinaceus europaeus (western European hedgehog) is the source of this 2830-nucleotide messenger RNA. RefSeq names its product leucine rich repeat containing 59 (gene LRRC59). Bases 186 to 1106 code for a protein of 306 amino acids. Gene Ontology annotation, molecular function: protein binding. The transcript is spliced from 7 exons. Lineage: Eukaryota; Metazoa; Chordata; Mammalia; Eulipotyphla; Erinaceidae. The record is from RefSeq and is a predicted model, not a curated record.